Lodderomyces beijingensis is the source of this 815-nucleotide messenger RNA. The record is from the annotation of a GenBank genome assembly. Lineage: Eukaryota; Fungi; Ascomycota; Pichiomycetes; Serinales; Debaryomycetaceae.
AUGUCGACAAAUUGUUAGAACAGUACGAGUAUGUCUUGUAUCCAUCGAGAUCAAUCAAAACCGACGGCAUCAAGGCCGUUUCAGUCACUUCUUUUGGCUUUGGCCAAAAAGGUGCCCAAGCCGUGGUUAUCCAUCCCGACUACUUGUACGCCGUUUUGGACAAAUCCACUUAUGAAGACUACGCAUGCAAGGUUAGUGCCAGAAACAAAAAGACCUACCGUUACAUGCACAAUGCAAUCACCAGAAACUCCUUGUUCAGGGCCAAGGAUAAGGCGCCAUACGCGGACGAGUUGGAACAACCAGUCUAUUUGGACCCAUUAGCAAGAGUUGAACAGCAGCAGAAAAAGAAAAACACCUUUGAGUUUUCUGCUAAAAACAUCCAAUCGAAAGCAUACGUUGGCGAAGUCGCUCGAAAAACCGCUGAAGCGUUAGCCAGCCUAAACAAGUCAUCCAAAGGCGUUGGUGUCGACGUCGAAUUGCUCUCUGCCAUCAACUUGGACAAUGAAACUUUCAUUGCAAGAAACUUCACACCAGAGGAGAUUGCCUACUGCCGGGGCUCGUCCAACCCACAAGCGUCCUUCACGGGCACAUGGUCGGCAAAAGAGGCUACAUUCAAAGCCUUGGGUGUACCUUCACAAGGCGGCGGCGCCAGCUUGAUCGACAUUGUCAUCUCAAGAGACGCAAACGGAGCUCCAAAGGUCAGCUUAACGGGCGACGCCAAAGCUGCAGCAAAGAAAGCAGGAGUCAAAAACGUAAAUGUUUCCAUUUCCCACGACGAUUACCAAGCCACUGCUGUUGCCUUGAGUGAAUUUUGA